CUGGUCUGCAGCAUCACUAUACUCACGCCUCUCGCGGCUCGAAGCAACCUCAGCUUAAGCCGCUCACGUAACCUAAACAACCCAUCCGAUCGCCCUCCCACACGACAAGCCUUACUAUUCAGCAUCCCAACUCCCUUCCUUUCACCCCUCCCCAUCUCCCACAUCAACCUACCCGCGCAGGCAAGACAUGAUGUCCGAACCGCAGGCAGAGAUAGAUUUGGAUUCCGUCAUUGAUCGGCUGCUGGAAGUGAGGGGAAACCGGCCAGGCAAGCCAGUACAGCUACAGGAGUACGAAAUCAAGUACUUGUGCACAAAAGCACGCGAGAUCUUCAUCAACCAGCCUAUACUACUCGAGCUGGAGGCUCCUAUCAAGAUUUGCGGCGAUAUACACGGGCAGUACUACGACUUGCUUCGGUUGUUCGAGUACGGUGGAUUCCCUCCUGAGGCCAACUAUCUCUUCCUAGGCGACUACGUGGAUCGGGGGAAGCAGUCCCUUGAAACCAUCUGCUUGCUGCUCGCUUACAAGAUCAAGUACCCCGAAAACUUCUUUAUCCUCAGGGGCAAUCAUGAGUGUGCCAGUAUUAACCGCAUUUACGGUUUCUAUGACGAAUGUAAGCGGCGGUACAACAUCAAGUUAUGGAAGACCUUCACCGAUUGCUUCAAUUGCCUGCCCAUCGCUGCAAUAAUCGACGAGAAAAUCUUCACGAUGCACGGUGGCCUCAGCCCAGACUUGCAGAGCAUGGAGCAGAUUAGGCGCGUGAUGAGACCAACCGAUGUGCCUGAUACAGGCCUUCUUUGCGACCUGUUGUGGUCGGAUCCCGACAAGGAUAUCACCGGUUGGAGCGAAAACGAUCGUGGCGUGUCAUUUACGUUCGGACCAGACGUCGUGUCGCGAUUCCUGCAGAAGCACGAUAUGGAUCUUAUCUGCCGUGCGCAUCAAGUCGUAGAAGAUGGGUACGAAUUCUUCGCCAAGCGGCAGCUUGUCACGCUCUUCUCUGCGCCGAACUAUUGCGGAGAAUUCGAUAAUGCAGGCGCCAUGAUGAGUGUGGAUGAGACACUACUGUGCUCAUUCCAGAUCUUGAAGCCGGCAGAGAAGAAAAAGUAUCCUGGUUACGGUGGGAUGAACAUGGGAGGAAACAGGCCUGUAACGCCUCCGCGAAACAAGAAGGGUAAGGCGUAAAGAAGCAUAUACCAAGGUGUGCAUUCGGUAGCACCAUGAAAUCGGAUGGACGAGUGCGUCCAGGAGCAGGUCGAGAGAUGUAUGCGGAAGUGUUGGGCCCUUUGCUGCAAUGACGACGCGAUUGUAGAUGUAUCCUUUCCCAGGUUCUCUUACCCCUCAUACCUCUCUCCCGCCUUUCUUUCGCGCCCGUUUCAGCCUAAUGGUUACCCACUGUCGUGCACAGGCAGCCGCAGCAGCCCCCUACGCUCCUUUUCUUCAUUCAUUCCUUCCCUCUCCAUCCUGACCCUGAUCCUCGUCUCGUGCUCUGUACGUCAUGCGCGUCUGGCUUACAUAUAUCUGUGUUUUUUUCUGCUUCUCCUGGUUCCCCAUCCCUUUCUCCUACUCCUCCACAAUCUUACACAUCCGCCAUCCGUGGCUUGUGCCGCUUGAACCAUUCAUUCAUCCCAAUCAUGAUCCCGAUGCCUAGUCGUACGUAGCCUAAAUGUGAAAUAGGGCCUCUCAGACCCAUGUUCCGC
Dacryopinax primogenitus is the source of this 1695-nucleotide messenger RNA. Its product is annotated as phosphatase 1 catalytic subunit alpha-like protein. Gene Ontology annotation, molecular function: protein serine/threonine phosphatase activity. Gene Ontology annotation, cellular component: nucleus; cytoplasm. The transcript is spliced from 7 exons. The coding region runs from base 188 to 1180 and encodes 330 amino acids. NCBI's taxonomy places the organism in Eukaryota, Fungi, Basidiomycota, Dacrymycetes, Dacrymycetales, Dacrymycetaceae. The record is from RefSeq and is a predicted model, not a curated record.